CGCGGGAGGAGCAUGGCUGACUGUGGGCUAGGAGUGUCAUCUGAACGAGAAUGAAUGCGCUGUUUCGGGCUUCCAGCAGCUGACACUCCUUCAAAACUACCUAACAUCCGAGUUUAUGAAGUUUCUCCUGCGGGUCGUGUUUUAUUAGUGGCGCUGUGAGGAGACGACCAGUGACGUUUAUCUCCGCAGCAUCUUCCUGUGGCAGCUGACCAGAGCCAACAUGGCAGGAGUUGGAGCCAAGCGCGAGGGACCACAGUUCAUCAGUGAAGUGGCUGUGAGGGGGAACGCAGCCGUGCUGGACUACUGCCGCACAUCCGUCUCCGCCCUGUCCGGAGCAACAGCCGGCAUCCUCGGGCUGACGGGACUGUAUGGCUUCAUUUUUUACUUCCUCUCCUCGUUUCUCCUCUCGCUGCUGCUCAUCCUGAAGGCCGGCCGGCGGUGGAACAAAUGCUUUAAGUCGCGGCGGCUGCUCUUCACCGGAGGCCUUGUCGGCGGUCUUUUCACUUACGUCCUGUUCUGGACUUUCUUGUACGGGAUGGUGCAUGUGUACUAACAUGAUCUGCACUAAAUAACCCUGAAAUAUUUCUGUCUAAUGCUCCGUAAAUCAUUAAGAUUGUGUGUCCUGCUGUUUGUAGAUAGGCUGUUAGUUAAAGACCUUUGAUUUUUCCAUUGUAAACUGUUGAUAUAUUGAAGGAUGUGUUAAUAAUUACUGUACACAGAAUGAACUGUUCUUUUCUUCCUGCUCCACAUUUCACUCUGAACUCCUUUAACCUGUAACUCCCACUCUGUCAGCGGUAAUACGAUUACCAGGACGAGAGCCUCAGUUAUUACAAUGUAGAUUAACAGAUUGAAAUAAAUGCCUCUCUACAAGUUGUUUGCAUACA
Stegastes partitus (bicolor damselfish) is the source of this 884-nucleotide messenger RNA. RefSeq names its product ER membrane protein complex subunit 6 (gene emc6). The transcript is spliced from 2 exons. Gene Ontology annotation, biological process: protein folding in endoplasmic reticulum; autophagosome assembly. Bases 221 to 553 code for a protein of 110 amino acids. The record is from RefSeq and is a predicted model, not a curated record. Lineage: Eukaryota; Metazoa; Chordata; Actinopteri; Pomacentridae. Gene Ontology annotation, cellular component: endoplasmic reticulum; membrane; EMC complex.